Amborella trichopoda is the source of this 1069-nucleotide messenger RNA. NCBI's taxonomy places the organism in Eukaryota, Viridiplantae, Streptophyta, Magnoliopsida, Amborellales, Amborellaceae. The record is from RefSeq and is a predicted model, not a curated record.
CAAACCCCAAUAUAAGGACAAAACGCGUCCCUAAAAUUCCAGAAUUUAAACUCCUCUCUCCUUCUCUCUCCAGAAGCUGCUUCUCCCUGUGGUACCUUCUCACUCUAGAAAACAUGGCUUUACCAAACCAGCAACAGGUUGAUUAUCCCAACUUUAAGCUCGUGAUUGUAGGUGAUGGAGGAACUGGGAAGACAACUUUUGUUAAGAGGCAUAUUACUGGAGAGUUCGAGAAGAAGUAUGAACCAACUAUUGGUGUCGAGGUUCAUCCACUGGACUUCUUUACAAACUGCGGAAAGAUCAGAUUUUAUUGCUGGGAUACAGCUGGUCAGGAGAAAUUUGGUGGUCUCAGAGAUGGUUACUACAUCCAUGGGCAGUGUGCCAUUAUCAUGUUCGAUGUUACAGCCAGGCUGACGUACAAGAAUGUUCCAACAUGGCACAGAGAUCUAUGCAGGGUCUGUGAGAAUAUCCCGAUUGUUCUCUGUGGUAACAAGGUUGAUGUAAAGAAUAGGCAGGUGAAGGCGAAGCAAGUCACAUUCCAUAGGAAGAAGAAUCUCCAGUACUAUGAAAUUUCUGCAAAGAGCAACUACAACUUCGAAAAGCCUUUCCUGUAUCUCGCUAGGAAACUCGCUGGGGAUCCCAAUCUUCACUUUGUUGAGGCUCCAGCUCUUGCCCCACCUGAAGUGCACAUUGACAUGGUGGCCCAGCAACAGCAUGAGGCAGAGCUCGCUGCAGCUGCAGCACAGCCUCUUCCGGAUGACGAUGAUGAUGCUUUUGAGUGAGUGGGCAUGUAUCUUUGUUUUCGACAUGUUUGCUUUCUUGUUUCUUUGGUCGGCUUCAUGUCUCAUAUGGAAAUGGCUAGAGCACUUUGUGAAGAGGGAUUUCUCCAUCUAGAGAGAGGUAUAUGUGUUCUUUUCAGUCUUUUUAUUGUUUGGGUCUCCCUUUUGGGUGCGCCUUGGAGUUUUGAAUAUAUAUAUGUUCAAUGAUGAUGCAUCAUAUCAGAGUUUAAGAGGAUUCAGCAAAUGGUUUGCCUUUUAUUGAGUAGGAGGAAUUUUGAAUUUGUUGGUUGGUA